ACAUGGUGAACCAUAACACUAAGUAUUGCACAGUAAGUUCUUUUUUUCAUUGAUCCUUAAAGCGCACAAUCCCUCACAUGAGAGCCUCAUGACCCCCGAUUGCAAGGGCAUCAGCUCAGCGCUCGAUGCCGGCAUCUCAUGACAACCCCACUGGGAUCGAAGUUACCAAAGGGACCCACGAAGGUUUGCUGAGCAUGUAUCAAACCAAAAUUUCCACCCUAUCAUGGAGUUCCGUGCAAGUCGCCGUUCACGUGUCCAGGAAACCUGCAAAAUAGGCACUUCGGUAGCUCUUCUCCUGCUUUUCUUUUUUUGGCACUGAUGCAAAUAGUUCCUUUGAAAUCAUAUAUUUAUGCUCAUGCAUUACCCUGACGGUUCCCGAGUAGCCCUCACUUUUCCGUUGACUUUAUUUUACCUUGGUUGGCUCUAAAUGUAUGACAAGGCAAAGCUUUCCAUAAAGUUUCUUGUUGUUGGUGGAGGAAUUGCAGGACUUGCAUGUGCAAUAGCACUGAGACGAGUCGGCCAUCAUGUGGUUGUGCUCGAACGAUACUCCGAUGCAGACAUUUCAACAAUGUCGCAUGGAGGCAUUGGGUUGCCUCCAAACGUCUCGAAAAUUCUCUUUCAUUGGGGACUCGAGCGCGCUCUUCGACGAGUAUCCAUAACAUCAGCAGUUGUAGAGGUUGAUAUUUACGAAACCGGCGAGUUUAUUGGCACCCACAGGUGGGAAGAAGAGGUUCUGCGAGAAACUAGAGGAGAAUACCUCUUCCUGCAUCACGACGGUCUCCGGCGAGUUUUGUACGAGGCCGCUAUCACAGCGGGCGCUGAAGUGAGGGCAGGUGUUACGGUCGCCUCCGUAAGUAGUGAUGGCCCCCACGUGACAUUGACCACUGGGGAAAAACUACUGGCCGACGUGAUUGUUGGCGCCGAUGGUCGUUCGAGUUUAGUGCAACAAGCAAUUGUCGGUGAGGAUAUUCAUGGCGGAGCACCAUAUCACUGUCUAUUCUACAAUACCACGAUCCCCGGAGCGCUUAUGAGAGCCGAUCCUGACUUGGCACCCUUCUUCACGCAAUCCAUUGAGAGUAUGUUUGUUUGGCUGGGCAAUAAUCGCUCGGCUUUGGGAUUCCGUGUGGGAGGUAAAGACGAGUUCGCACUACAGUUAUGGGUGCCUCCCAGGCAAAAGGGGAUAUCCGAUGGUGAUUGUUGGGGGGGAGGCAUUGAUUUAAACGAGAUGCAGCGGCAACUCGGACCGUGCGAACCCAGACUCCUAAAGAUGACCAAAUUAGUCGCCACACCCACACGCGUACAGGUCAAGAUGGUUUCACCAAUAGAGGACUGGGUUGAUGAACACGGUCGUCUGGUAAUCAUAGGGGAAGCUGCGCAUCCACUUCCAGCAGGAUCGUUGCAGGGUGGUGCAAUGGCUGUAGAAGAUGCCGCAGUGCUCGCAAAGCUUUUCUCCCAUCUCCGAGACAAGGACCAAAUACCGACGCUUUUACAUGCUUUCCAAGAUCUUCGGGAAGAUCGCUGCGCCAGUGUCGUGCAUUCCGAGCAAUCUAAUCUGUACUUCCAAAUGAUGCCGGCAGGUCCUAAGCAGGAGCAACGCGAUCAAGACAUGCGUGCCAAGGCUGCUCAAGGGGAAAGCGUUUUUGGUGGCGGAGAAGCUGCUGAGCAGUGGGAACAGCUCAAAGAACUUUUUGGAUAUGAUGCUGAAGACGAGGCCGAUGACUGGUGGGUUAAAUGGGGCCUUCUCCGCGAGAGAGCCAAGCAGCGUUCAUUAGACAUGGAAGCAGAAAUGAACACUCCACGGCCGAGUAAUUUCCGUUUGCGAGCAUAACAAGUGCUCCCUCCCCACCGUAGUGUAUCCACGUAUAUUGCUCAUUCCUUUCUUUUAAUUUUCGUCACUCUUUACUAAGUCGCUCAUUUCGGUUGUCGUGUCUUUCUGUAUCUCAUUGCAUUGCUAUUUUAUUGACAACUUGGCAUCACCACGUUUGACAUUCUCACUAUCGUUAACAGUCGUCGAUGUGCUUUCAUGCUAGUUGCAAGCCUAUUAAAUAUUAAAAUUACCACAUCUCCAGGUUCGAGCUGCCUGAUUGUGCUUGACUAAGUGUCAGCGAUUUCCGCAUGCCAGCGCAGGCCUGCACGGGCCGGCGCACUCCGCUCAG
This is a messenger RNA of Suillus paluster, 2156 nucleotides long. RefSeq lists its product as uncharacterized. The record is from RefSeq and is a predicted model, not a curated record. Gene Ontology annotation, biological process: secondary metabolite biosynthetic process. Gene Ontology annotation, molecular function: monooxygenase activity; FAD binding. The coding region runs from base 428 to 1828 and encodes 466 amino acids. The transcript is spliced from 10 exons. Lineage: Eukaryota; Fungi; Basidiomycota; Agaricomycetes; Boletales; Suillaceae.